This is a messenger RNA of Arvicola amphibius (Eurasian water vole), 6222 nucleotides long. It is a transcript of the gene Syngap1, whose product is annotated as synaptic Ras GTPase activating protein 1. The transcript is spliced from 19 exons. Lineage: Eukaryota; Metazoa; Chordata; Mammalia; Rodentia; Cricetidae. Bases 11 to 3910 code for a protein of 1299 amino acids. Gene Ontology annotation, biological process: regulation of GTPase activity; negative regulation of Ras protein signal transduction. The record is from RefSeq and is a predicted model, not a curated record.
CUCAGGCCUGAUGAGCAGGUCUCGAGCCUCCAUCCAUCGGGGGAGCAUCCCCGCGAUGUCCUAUGCCCCCUUCAGAGAUGUACGGGGACCCCCUAUGCACCGAACCCAAUACGUUCAUUCCCCAUAUGAUCGUCCUGGUUGGAACCCUCGGUUCUGCAUCAUCUCGGGGAACCAGCUGCUCAUGCUGGAUGAGGAUGAGAUACACCCCCUUCUGAUCCGCGACCGGAGGAGCGAGUCCAGCCGCAACAAACUGCUGAGACGCACGGUCUCUGUGCCGGUGGAGGGGCGGCCCCACGGCGAGCAUGAAUACCACUUGGGUCGCUCGAGGAGGAAGAGUGUCCCAGGGGGGAAGCAGUACAGCAUGGAGGCCGCCCCCGCAGCGCCCUUCCGGCCCUCGCAAGGCUUCCUGAGCCGGAGGCUAAAAAGCUCUAUCAAACGUACAAAGUCACAACCCAAACUUGACCGGACCAGCAGCUUUCGCCAGAUCCUGCCUCGCUUCCGAAGUGCUGACCAUGACCGGGCCCGGCUGAUGCAAAGCUUUAAGGAGUCCCACUCCCAUGAGUCCUUGCUGAGUCCUAGCAGUGCUGCUGAGGCCUUGGAGCUCAACUUAGAUGAAGACUCCAUCAUCAAGCCGGUGCACAGCUCCAUCCUGGGCCAGGAGUUCUGCUUUGAGGUAACAACAUCGUCUGGAACAAAGUGCUUUGCCUGUCGUUCUGCAGCCGAAAGGGACAAAUGGAUCGAGAAUCUACAGCGGGCAGUAAAACCCAACAAGGACAACAGCCGCCGCGUAGAUAACGUGUUGAAACUAUGGAUCAUAGAAGCUCGAGAGCUGCCCCCCAAGAAGCGGUAUUACUGCGAGCUGUGCCUGGACGACAUGCUGUAUGCACGUACCACCUCCAAGCCCCGCUCAGCUUCAGGAGACACUGUCUUCUGGGGCGAGCAUUUUGAGUUUAACAACCUGCCGGCUGUCCGGGCCCUGCGGCUGCAUUUAUACCGUGACUCAGACAAAAAACGAAAGAAAGACAAGGCAGGCUAUGUUGGCCUGGUGACUGUACCGGUGGCCACCCUGGCUGGGCGCCACUUUACAGAGCAGUGGUACCCUGUGACCUUGCCAACAGGCAGUGGGGGCUCUGGGGGUAUGGGCUCGGGAGGAGGAGGGGGGUCAGGGGGUGGCUCAGGGGGCAAGGGGAAAGGAGGCUGCCCUGCUGUGAGGCUGAAAGCCCGCUACCAGACAAUGAGCAUCCUGCCCAUGGAGCUGUACAAGGAGUUUGCAGAGUAUGUGACCAACCACUACCGGAUGCUGUGUGCAGUCCUGGAGCCAGCCCUCAAUGUCAAGGGCAAGGAGGAGGUUGCCAGUGCACUGGUUCACAUUCUGCAGAGUACAGGCAAGGCCAAGGACUUCCUUUCAGACAUGGCCAUGUCAGAGGUAGACCGGUUCAUGGAACGGGAACACCUCAUAUUCCGCGAGAACACGCUCGCCACUAAAGCCAUAGAAGAGUAUAUGAGACUGAUUGGUCAGAAAUACCUCAAGGAUGCCAUUGGGGAGUUCAUCCGUGCCCUGUACGAGUCUGAGGAAAACUGUGAAGUGGACCCCAUCAAGUGCACGGCAUCCAGUCUGGCAGAGCACCAGGCCAACCUGCGGAUGUGCUGUGAGUUGGCCCUGUGCAAGGUGGUCAACUCCCAUUGCGUGUUCCCGCGGGAGCUGAAGGAGGUGUUUGCAUCUUGGCGGUUGCGCUGCGCAGAGCGGGGCCGGGAGGACAUUGCCGACAGGCUGAUCAGCGCCUCGCUCUUCCUGCGCUUCCUCUGCCCAGCGAUCAUGUCGCCCAGUCUGUUUGGGCUCAUGCAGGAGUACCCGGACGAGCAGACCUCACGGACCCUCACCCUCAUCGCCAAGGUCAUCCAGAACCUGGCCAACUUUUCCAAGUUUACCUCAAAGGAGGACUUCCUAGGCUUCAUGAACGAGUUUCUGGAACUGGAGUGGGGCUCCAUGCAGCAGUUCUUGUAUGAGAUAUCCAACCUGGACACACUGACCAACAGCAGCAGUUUUGAGGGCUACAUAGACUUGGGCCGCGAGCUCUCCACACUUCAUGCCCUGCUCUGGGAGGUGCUGCCCCAGCUUAGCAAGGAAGCCCUCCUGAAGCUGGGCCCACUGCCCCGGCUCCUCAAUGACAUCAGCACAGCCCUGAGGAACCCUAACAUCCAAAGGCAGCCGAGCCGCCAGAGUGAACGGACUCGGCCUCAGCCCGUGGUGCUGCGAGGGCCAUCAGCCGAGAUGCAGGGCUACAUGAUGCGGGACCUCAAUAGCUCCAUCGACCUUCAGUCCUUCAUGGCUCGAGGCCUCAACAGCUCUAUGGACAUGGCUCGCCUCCCCUCCCCAACCAAGGAAAAGCCACCACCACCACCACCUGGUGGGGGUAAAGACCUGUUCUAUGUGAGCCGGCCACCACUGGCCCGGUCAUCCCCAGCAUAUUGCACAAGCAGCUCGGACAUCACAGAGCCAGAGCAGAAGAUGCUGAGUGUCAACAAGAGCGUAUCCAUGCUGGACCUUCAGGGUGAUGGGCCUGGGGGCCGCCUUAACAGUAGUAGUGUUUCCAACCUGGCAGCUGUUGGGGACCUGCUGCACUCAAGCCAGGCCUCACUGACAGCAGCCUUAGGGCUGCGGCCUGCACCUGCAGGGCGCCUCUCCCAAGGGAGUGGCUCUUCCAUCACAGCAGCCGGCAUGCGCCUUAGCCAGAUGGGUGUCACCACGGAUGGUGUCCCUGCCCAGCAACUGCGCAUUCCCCUCUCCUUCCAGAACCCUCUCUUCCACAUGGCUGCUGAUGGGCCAGGGCCCCCAGGGGGCCACGGAGGGGGCAGUGGUCAUGGUCCACCUUCCUCACAUCACCAUCACCACCACCAUCACCACCAUCGGGGUGGAGAGCCCCCAGGAGACACCUUUGCCCCAUUCCAUGGCUAUAGCAAGAGCGAGGACCUCUCUUCAGGGGUCCCUAAGCCCCCCGCUGCCUCCAUCCUUCACAGCCACAGCUACAGUGAUGAGUUUGGACCCUCUGGUACUGACUUCACCCGUCGGCAGCUCUCACUUCAGGACAACCUCCAGCACAUGCUGUCCCCUCCCCAGAUCACCAUCGGUCCCCAGAGGCCAGCUCCCUCAGGGCCCGGAGGUGGGAGUGGUGGGGGCAGUGGUGGGGGCGGUGGGGGCCAGCCGCCUCCCUUGCAGAGGGGCAAGUCUCAGCAGUUGACAGUGAGUGCUGCCCAGAAACCCCGGCCAUCCAGCGGGAACCUACUGCAGUCCCCGGAGCCAAGUUAUGGUCCUGCCCGUCCUCGGCAACAGAGCCUCAGCAAAGAGGGCAGCAUUGGGGGCAGCGGGGGCAGCGGUGGCGGAGGGGGUGGGGGGCUCAAGCCCUCCAUCACGAAGCAGCAUUCCCAGACUCCAUCCACGCUGAACCCCACAAUGCCGGCUUCAGAGCGGACGGUCGCCUGGGUCUCCAAUAUGCCCCACCUGUCAGCUGAUAUCGAGAGUGCACACAUCGAGCGGGAAGAGUACAAGCUCAAGGAGUACUCGAAAUCAAUGGAUGAGAGCCGCCUGGACAGGGUGAAGGAGUACGAGGAGGAGAUCCACUCACUGAAGGAGCGGCUACACAUGUCCAACCGGAAGCUGGAGGAGUAUGAGCGGAGGCUGCUGUCGCAGGAAGAACAGACAAGCAAGAUCCUGAUGCAGUACCAAGCCCGCCUGGAGCAGAGUGAGAAGCGCCUGAGGCAGCAGCAGGUGGAGAAGGACUCACAGAUCAAGAGCAUCAUUGGCAGGCUGAUGCUGGUGGAGGAGGAGCUGCGUCGGGACCACCCCGCCAUGGCUGAGCCGCUGCCUGAACCCAAGAAGAGGCUGCUCGACGCUCAGCUUCUCAUCAGGUAAUUCUCCUGGUUCCGCUUUGACCACGGGCGGAGGACACUGGGGGAGGUGACUCCGGACCACUGCAGGUUGGUGGUGAAGCCCACCCCUCCCAACUCUCUGCAGCCUCUCCCCUCUCACUGCUGCCCACUACACCCAGAGACCCCCCACAGACCCCACCCUCCUGACACUUCCUGCACAGACAGAUCACUCCCCAAGGUACAGCCGGAGCGCACCUGUGGACAUGCCCACACCCUUUGACGCCUUAGCAGUACCAAAUGCGACUCUUCCAAAGACUGAGCACAUUUACAGGUUCCCUGGUUCUCUCCACACUGGCCGCACCAGCCACCUCCUGACACCGUCCUCCCUUUCCUCUACUACCCAGUGUCUGUCUGUCACCCCCCAUUUCACCAGAGCGUCCUUGGGAGUGGGGCUGUUGGUGUGGGUGCAACAGGGUGGAGGGAUAUUGGGUUGGGGCCAGGCUAGGGGGCUGUGCUGACUCCAUCAGGUAGGUGGGGUCUGCUCAUUCUUUCCUGAUUCCUACCUCUCUCCUCUCUCCCUGCACUUGUGAGGCAGAAGGCAGAAUGGGAGCAGGUAGUUAAUUCAGGAAGACACUAAGGGACCCUGGGAGAUGCUGCUGAGAUGUCCUGACAUGUCAACAAGGUGGAUGGCAUAUGACAGGCAGGAGUCCUGGACAGAUGUGGCCUGUUACAGAAGUGAGGAGAAACAGCUUCCUAGAAUGUAUUCAAGGGCUCAGCAGCCAUUUGUAGUCCAGGCAGGGACACUAGGAACAGCAUGUUAAAGAACCUCUCUUGUCAGAGCUUAAGUUCCUGAGUUGCUAAUGCCACUCAUUCCCCCUCUCUGGCAGCCCAGUAGCCUUUAGGACACAUAACCCUACUGAAAAGCCAGUAAAUGGGAAGCUAUCAGGCACACCUCAGUCCCGAGACACAUUCCUGUAGGACUCAUUUGUGGUGGGCAGUGGCUCCUCACAGUGUAAUUUAACUCUCCGAGUGCCCAGCCUCUCUGUCAAAGUAGUUAGUGAUCUGUAGACACUGAAAGACACCAGGGAACCUCACCAUUUAAAGGACUCCAGCAGUGAAUUCUUUUGUAAAAUGAAUAAUGGCAUCCUAAUUUAUCCAGUUUCUAAAUGUGGGUCCAUGGGGGCGUGGGGGCAUGCCAUGUGUCGUCAUGAGCAGACAAGCGGAGUGGAGGCGUCUGAGGUUCCUUCCCUGCUCUCCUCCCACUGCCUGCCCGUGAGAUCCCCAUAGCCAUGAGCGCAGCUUUGACUAAGGUUAUAUUCUGAGUGGCCCUGACCAGGUGAGUCUUUGGUUCUGGUAUAGAGGAAAGGUGACCUUGGAAGCCUUCAUUUCCUGUGUCCUUUGGAGAUAGGGUCAGAUAAAGGUAGCUCCACACUGCCCUACCUAAAGUCUUGUGGCAGACAGUAAUCUGUGGAUUUGUUACAAAUCAUUUGUAGGCUUUGGUCCCACUGCAGCCCAGCUAGCUAGAUGUUUAAAAGCCAACUAAGUAACCAUGAGUUUGGAGACCCAGGUGGUCUCCCAGCAGAGGCACAGAAGGGUGGGUUGAGGGCAGGAACCAGGAAAUGGGUCUCAGAGCCACCGAAUGUUCUGAAAAUAGGUACAGGGGUGGCACAGGGUCUGCUGCUCAAGCUGGAAGCCCACAGAGAGGAGCUGGAAAGGAAGGAGGGUGGGAAGGAGUGGAGCUGCUAUGUGACAUCUCUAAACCAGGGGUUCUCCAACUGUGGAGUGUAACCCCACAUGACCCCUUCACAGGGGUCACAUAUUUAUAAUUCAUAACAACAGCAAAAUUAGUUAUGAAGUAGCAAUGUUAAUAAUUUUAUGGUUGGGGGCCACCACACCAUAAGGAACUGUACUAAAGGGUCACAGUGUUAGGAAGGCUGAGAGCCACUGCUCUAGACCUUUCGGUCAUUCCUACUGGCGGCGUGAGAGGAGCUCCCGACAAGCUGUCCCUCCACACCACUUCCCUGAGCCCGCUCUAAUUUGGGAUGCUCUGUUUGAGAGGUCCACUCUGAGUAGCUGGCAGAACUGAGUGUCAGUUGUCUGUUUAGUGAAGUGCCUGUCUUCAGAACACAGUAAGUAGAACUCUAAACAAGGCCCUGCGCAGGCCCUCAGGGAGCACAGCUGAAGCUGUGUAGCCAGGGCCCCGCCCACAGACACAUUCCCAGGACUGCUCAGCUCACCAGUUCUUCUCAGAUAAAGGAAAACUCAACCCUGGUUUUGUUCAAAUUAUGAGCAAACUUGCAAAUCUGUAGGGGUUUGGACUAAUGAGGUUUUACUGUACUGCCUCCUCUGGAUCCU